Molecule: messenger RNA, 919 nt
Organism: Saccostrea cuccullata (small rock oyster)
Lineage: Eukaryota; Metazoa; Mollusca; Bivalvia; Ostreida; Ostreidae
Exons: 2
Coding region: 151-579 (142 amino acids)
Source: RefSeq, a predicted model, not a curated record
UGUGGGGACCCAAUGGAGCGAGAAAUCGUUAAGACCCGUCCAUACCUGGUAUACUAUAUAUAUACAGAAUGAAAUGUACAGUUCCUCAGUUUGAAACUUGCUUCCUUACUGAGUGCAUAUUUCUUUUGUAAAAAGACAGACAAAAAAGCAAUGGCAACGGAACGAAUAAAUUUUGCCUUGGCUUCUCUCCGAAAUGAAUUGAGAGAGCUAAGAUACCAGGAUGUCGCCAUUAUGAGGCAACUGUUAGGCAUCAACAAUACUCUUAACGAAAUGAAUAAAACCCAAAAGAAACAAAACCUUAACAGAAAAUCACAAACAACUUUUACAGAGAAGUCCAGAAUAAAUUCUGUUUUAUCAGAUUCCAACAACAGUCUCAGUUCUGUUAUUUCUGAAGACGAGAGCUGCGCUUCUACCACUUCCCGCCCACUGCCGACAGUUGCAAUGACGCUACCUGAAAACGAGGCUGAGCUUUCUAAGAGUCAAUACUACGGAAUCCUGAUGACGAACGUCAAACUGUGGAAGCUCUCUCAGAGUGACGAUUUCUCCUCAGAUUUCUCUGACCAGGAGGAGGAUGUGUGAGGAUUCAGAGACAUUCCGAAUGUUUAAUCGCGACUCUCCUCACGGGUCAAUAGGUUCUCAGUGCCAGUCGUAGAGAACCGAAUCUAGCCGCCAAGAGAUAGAAGCUUUAAUUAUGGGAUGGUGUAGCUGAUUGAGAGCUGUGUAAAGACAAUACUGAAAAGAAAAAAGACCUACAGAGAAAAUAUAUGAACUGUGUAGAGUAUAAAGCAGUUAACAGCAGAGAUAUCUGUCCUUAUCCUAUGCGGAAGCUUGGAAAAUGAUCUGCAGACUUUAGCUAUAUAUAGUCCCAUUGUAGUACCACAAAAAGUGCUGACUUUUUGUAUGCAUUUCUUUGUAACUU